AUGAGUGAUCUCCUGAACUACAUCCUCAACAAUGAGGAUGCAUUUCGAAGAAACCGCCUCCCCUCACUCUACUCCGACUUCACCCUCCAAAGGAAGACCAACCCCGAUGGCUAUGCCGUCAACAUAGCCGCCUGGGAGCAAGCAUUGAACCGAGCCGCCAAGCGUGGAUAUACGUCCUCGAGAGGUGUGCGCGUACGAUCGGGAUCUAUUGGAUCACCCAAGAAUACAGACGAGAACAAGAAGAAGACCGAUCACCUCAUUCUCCGAACGGAUGAGUCGCUUUUGCGAGACUUGGAGUUGCCAGAGUGGGGUAGGCCAGUGGCACUGGGUGCUGUGUUUGACGAGGCGAUGCGCAAACAUACUAUGAUUCCCUUGCAAGUGUACAAGACUAGCGGAGCGAGUCUACAAAAGGCUCAGUGGAGACUUAUCGAUCCCGGUGCGCUGAGUCCGUGGAACGUGAUGAGCUGGGGCGUGCGGCAGCUGAAAGGCUUCGUUGUGGGCUCUGAUGGCGAAUCUGCGCCAAAGCUACAGGUACAGGAAUUGGUAUUGGUGGAGAACUUGCAGGAAGCGGCAGAUUUGAUUGUGAAGAAGGCCACUGCUAGUAAUUCAUCCAAGCUGGAUCUGAUCUACUCUAAAGAUAGCUUCAUUGAGGAAUUCGCCUCCAUAUUGCAUGAUGCCACUGAAUUGUCAGAUUCCGAUUUUGACAUCCUUUUGCUUUAUUUGUCCCGCGAUAGUAGUGCUAUCGCAUAUGAUGGCAAGACCGUGAAGUUCAAGUCAAAGGACGAACCAGCACAGAUCACGCAGCAAGAUAACACGAUUGCCUCGAUUAAGACACUCUUGUCAACGCUUUCGAAGCAGGUGAAGAACCUUGAAGAUAAAGUUGCCGAACUGACUGCAUCUGCGAAAACGGCGCUGGCCAAUAAGAAUCGCAUCUCCGCACUGGCAGCCGUCAAGUCCAAGAAAAUGGUCGAGCAUAACCUCCAGCAACGGCUGAACACACUUGUCCAGCUCGAGGAAGUUUAUGCCAAGAUCGAACAGGCUGCAGGACAGGUGGAGAUUGUGCAGGUCAUGGAGGCCAGCACUGGUGUCCUUCGUGGGUUACAUGCACAAAUCGGCGGAGCUGAGCGUGUCGAGGAUGUGAUUGAGGAGUUGCGUGAAGAGAUGUCUAAGGUGGACGAGGUCGGAAGCAUUAUGAACGAGGCUGGACCUGUCUUCGAUGAGGGUGAAAUUGACGAGGAGCUCGAGGCCCUGGAGAAGGUUGAUCGGGAGGCAAAGGAAGAGAAAGAAGCUGAAGCCACUCGCAAGAAGCUUGCCGAGCUGGACAGUCUCAAGCAAGCCUCAGACGAAGCCGCGCACCAGGCGCAGGCAGAAAAAGAUGUGGAAAGCCAGCUUGCACAGAGCAUCGACCGGCUUUCUCACAUGACGGUCGACGAUCGCCCAUUGCCCGCCAACUAG
This is a messenger RNA of Penicillium subrubescens, 1455 nucleotides long. Its product is annotated as putative vacuolar sorting protein SNF7 family protein. Gene Ontology annotation, cellular component: multivesicular body; cytoplasmic side of plasma membrane; ESCRT III complex. The transcript has 5 exons. The record is from RefSeq and is a predicted model, not a curated record. Gene Ontology annotation, biological process: vesicle budding from membrane; late endosome to vacuole transport via multivesicular body sorting pathway. NCBI's taxonomy places the organism in Eukaryota, Fungi, Ascomycota, Eurotiomycetes, Eurotiales, Aspergillaceae. Bases 1 to 1455 code for a protein of 484 amino acids.